Molecule: messenger RNA, 1196 nt
Organism: Sesamum indicum (sesame)
Lineage: Eukaryota; Viridiplantae; Streptophyta; Magnoliopsida; Lamiales; Pedaliaceae
Gene: FLS1
Product: flavonol synthase 1
Source: RefSeq, a predicted model, not a curated record
CCGAAAACAUCAACAAUAACACAAAACAAAGUAAACAAUGGAGGUGCAGAGAGUGCAAUCCAUUGCUUCCCUCUCUAAGAACACACACACCAUUCCUUCUGAAUUCAUUAGGUCAAAAAACGAGCAGCCGGCCACCACCACCUUGCAUGGAGUGGUUCUAGAGGUGCCAGUCAUCGACAUAGGCCUUACCGAUGAUUCCAAUGAAAAAAUGAUUGUUGAACUAAUAAGCGAAGCGAGUAGGGAUUGGGGGAUAUUCCAGGUGGUGAACCAUGGUAUCCCUGAUCAAACCAUAUCCAAUUUGCAACGAGUCGGGCAAGAGUUCUUUGAGCUACCGAGAGCAGAAAGAGAGUUGAUCGCCAAGACUCCUGAGUCCGGAAUUGAAGGCUAUGGAACUACCCUGCAGAAAGAGGUGGAGGGCAAGAAGGGUUGGGUGGAUCAUUUGUUUCACAAGAUAUGGCCACCUGCUGCUAUCAACUACAGGUUUUGGCCCAAGAAUCCACCUUCUUACAGAGAAGCAAAUGAAGCGUACUGUGAGAGGCUGAGAGAGGUGUAUGAUAAGUUGAUAAAGUGGCUGUCACUAGGGCUAGGGCUGGAAGAGCAAGAAAUGAAGGUGGCUAUGGGGGGAGAAGACACCGUAUUUCUAAUGAAGAUAAACUACUAUCCGCCGUGUCCCCGGCCCGACCUGGCCCUCGGAGUGGUGGCUCACACCGACAUGUCGGGUCUCACCAUCCUCGUGCCUAACCAAGUUCAGGGGCUCCAAGUUUUUAGAGAUGGUCACUGGUAUGAUGUCAGGUACAUUCCCAAUGCCCUCAUCGUGCACAUAGGAGACCAGAUUGAGAUACUGAGUAAUGGAAACUACAAGGCUGUGUUCCACAGAACUACUGUGAACAAGAACUGCACCAGGAUGUCAUGGCCAGUGUUUCUGGAGCCACCUACAGAGCUUGAAAUCGGCCCUAUUGCAAAGCUUGUGAGCGAACAAAGCCCGACAAAAUAUAAGACCAAGAAAUAUAAAGAAUAUGUUUACUGUAAGCUCAACAAGCUUCCCCAGUGAUCCUACAAAACCUGGACGUACGAAAAUUGCAUUUUACGUACCACAAUUAGUUGUUUUUGCUAUCCUCGUCUCAUUGUCUUUGAACUGACCACAUCGAAUUGUAAUUGCAAAAAUUCUGUAAUUUUAGUCCAAAGCUUUGAUUCCA